CAACUCGAAAUCGCAGUGCAGCCCUUUGGCUGAUUUUGAUUUUCAGUGUUCUAUUAUCUUAUCAAAUUUGUUAGGAAUUGGGGAUUUUAUCACAUACAAUUUUCAUAACAUUAUAUUUUUUCAAUUUAAUAAAUUUAACUAAUAAAUCACUAUUAUUUUUAUAUUUAAAAAUGUAUUAAUUUUUUUCUCAACACCAAUCAAAUGGUUUUUAACUAGUCUAUUGUAGCAUGCAUCAAUAUCUCCACUACCAAUCGUUUUCACCAAAAACUAUGUAGUCUAUUCAACGGAAUAUUUCAGUAAAAACAGAAAAACUGGUGAGUGUUUAGGUAUUUAAACCUAAGAGUGUAUGUUGCAAUUUAUUUUUUCGUGGUAAGAUUCAACAAUUAAUUUAAUUAGUUGUGCUAAUAGGUACUAUUGUUAAAGUUGGAUACCUACUGUGUUUAGUUCUAUACAUUUAUUUUUGUUCUGUAUUUUACUAGACAGUUUUGAGUUUUGUUAUUUAUUGCUGUUGUUUAUUAUAUUUUGGGUUUUGAUUAUUAUGUUAAACAUAGAAAAAUAAAUAAAUGACAUAUUAUUAACACUUUACAUUCAAUAAUAAAUUAUUUUGUAGAUCAUUUUUAAAGACUGAUUAUUAUGGGUGAAUCAUUACCGGAAUUGUCAAAGCACAAAGUUAUUAUUGUCGGUGCUGGUAUAGCAGGUCUCGCAGCUGCCACACAUUUGACUCAACAUGACAUGAAUGACUAUAUAGUGCUGGAAGCUCAGAAUCGUAUUGGUGGUCGAAUGUGCUCUGCUAAAAUAAGUAUGCAAAUUUACAAUAAAUUGUGACGAAAUUUGUAUACAUAAGUAAUUUACCUAUAGACGAUCAACACAUUGAACUUGGUGCUAAUUGGAUUCAUGGUGUAUUAGGUAAUCCAAUGUAUGAGUUGGCCAUGGCUAGUGGUCUAGUAGAUAUCACUCACCGUCCAAAGUUACCCAGUAUUAUAGCCACUACAAGUGAUGGAACUAAAGUUCCAUUUCAAUUACUUCAAGUAUGUAAAUAUUUAUUUAAUAACUUAAUUAUUCAUUAAAAUGGUGGAUUUAUGUUUUUGUAUACAAAAUAGUACCUACCGAGUAUAAAGUUAUUAUGAUUGUUUUAUAAAACUGAAUAUAAUUUAAUCCGAACUUAUAUAUAAAUAAUAAUAUAAAACUAUUUUAUAGUUACAAAUUAUUUUUUAUAUUUAUUUUCUAGUUAAACCUAUAUAAAUAUUUAUUGUAAGUAUUAGUCAUUCAGUUAAAAAUAAAUAAACUUUUAUAUCUAAGUAAAAAUUGUAUUUAAUUGGUUGCAUUCCCAACAAUUUUUGUUUGGUACUUUUUUUAAUUUUGUUUCCCAUAUUCAUUUUUAAUUUACACAUUUUUUUUUUUAUAAAUGCUGAUAUAAUAUACAACAAUUCAAUUACAUUUUUCCAAACAAAUGCUGGCUACAUAUCUUAGAAGAUUACAAAAACUUAAAUUUGUCAUUGCUUGAUUAAUGUAUAUUUAUUAAAAGAUACAAUUUUAUAUAGCAAACAUAUGGUGCUUAUAUGUGCUUUUUGCGCCGGUGUGAAGAUUAUUUUACCGGUGCAUUCGAUCCACCACCUGGAAUCCAUAGUGUUGGAGAACAUGUUCAACUUGAAAUAGCAAUAUAUCUGGAAAAAGUUCAAAAUUCCAGUAUUCGCAAAUUACAACGAUUAAUUUUUAACUGUUUACUCAAACGAGAAACUUGUAUAAGUGGAUGUAAUAAUAUGAGCGAUAUUGAUCUAGUCGAGUUGGGUAGUUACAAAGAACUCCAGGGCGGUAAUAUAUCACUGCCUAGAGGGUACAGCAGUAUUUUAGAUCCUAUACACAGCAAGUUGCCACCUGACUGUGUGAAAUUAAAUUCUCGAGUAACGAAAAUCAAAUGGCCGUCAGGUAUAGACAAUGGUACUGAUUCGGAAGAUUCCGAUAAGACUGUCAUUGAAGUGGGUGGUGAAGAUGUGACUGACGAAACUGUAUAUGUUCAUUGUGGUAAUAAGAUAUAUGCGGCUGACAGUAUUAUAUGUACACUGCCAUUAGGCGUACUCAAAUCUAAUGAUAUUUUCUGUCCUAAAUUACCGAGGUUCAAAGAAAAAUCUAUUGGGCGAUUGUUGUACGGUGUAGUAGACAAAAUAUUUUUGUACUACGAUCGACCAUUUUUGGGCAAAGAUAUGGAUGAGAUACUUUUGCUGUGGGACAAUGAUGAAACUGGCGAUUGGAGUGAAAAGAUAUAUAGUUUUUCAAAAGUGAACGACACUUUGUUGUUAGGUUGGAUAUCCGGUAACGAAGCUGAAAUUAUGGAAAAAUUAGAUGAUAUAAUAAUUGGUAAUAAGUGUACGGAAAUAUUAAGACGAUUUUUGAACGACCCUUGUAUACCCUAUCCAUCAAAAUGUAUGUGGUUAGUAUUUUUAUUUUUUUUUUUAUAAAGUUAUAUUGUUUAUUUCACUCACAUACUUAUUUAUUUUUAUCACUUUUUGAUUGUAGUACUCGAUGGAAAGCCAAUGAAUUUAGUUUAGGUUCAUACACGGCUAUUGGAGUCGGUUCCAGUCAAUUAGAUAUAGAACAUAUUGCUAGGCCGAUGCAUGUAAAUAAUAAUAAAUUAGUAAGUAAUAUCCAAAAUCUACAGUGAUGUUGAGUUAUUGUUGAGUAAGUUUUUUAAUGCUGUUUUUAUGUGUUUCAGCCUGUGAUAACAUUUGCUGGAGAACAUACACAUCCAAAUUUUUAUUCGACUGUUCAUGGAGCAUAUUUGUCGGGACGUGCAGCUGCUGAAAUGCUUCUUGUAUGUAAGCGCGAAGAUGAACCUCUUGACGGUGCAGAUACUGAUCUUAGUUCGUGGAUACAAGGCAUAGUAGUGUAAUAACAUUUUGUAUUAUUCAAUUUAUAUAAUUGAUUUUGCAUUUGUAUUUAUUUGUUUUACCAAAUUGUGAUAUUAGGUGUUAGAGUUAUUAGACAAUGUUAGACAAGUGUUGCUUUUUUGGCUAUGAACUUUUAAUUAUGAUCAGUAGAUCAUUAAAAAAAACUUCUAUGCCAAACGCAUCUUUAUUUUCUUAAAUAUUUGACUAUUUAUAAAUUUAUAAAAAUUUCAUACAUUUUGCAUUACCAUGGACAAAUUUUCUUUUAAUUUUAAACAAUGAAGUACACACAUAAAAAAAAAACAUUUUUAUGCUUUAAUAUUUAUUUUUUGGUUCCUUAUUAUUAUUAAUAUUAUUUAUUUUUUGAGCUUUUGUAAAUUGUUUAAUAAAACCAUACUAGUCUUAAAAUAAAAGUACAACUAUUUUAUUUAAAACCUUAAUUUAUUGUUCUUACCAUAAACUCUCUGAUGUAAACUGUAU
Cinara cedri is the source of this 3362-nucleotide messenger RNA. The record is from the annotation of a GenBank genome assembly. NCBI's taxonomy places the organism in Eukaryota, Metazoa, Arthropoda, Insecta, Hemiptera, Aphididae.